ACACACACGAAAACAUACCAAACAGAUGAGGCCAUAGGUUGCUUACAAGCCAUUAGACAAUUUUAUCACCACACUAUUGUCUUCUAGUUUCCCUCCCCCUAUAUAUAGCCCUGUCUCUAUAUACACUUUUUGCGGAGACACACACAAACCAUGGUUCAUUUGGUUUCUCUAUCCAAAGCCAUGAGCUCAAAGCUCUUCCUAACCACGUCAACAAUUCUUUUAUUAUCAAUCUUUCUCUCAUCAAUUGAUCAGAUUAAAAUUGUCUCUCAUUUGUUUCAAACCAAGAAGUUAUCUGCUAGUGACAAGCAUAUCAUUCCAAUUGUGGACGCAGUUGGGCCUGAGAGCUUUGCCUUUGACCCACACGGCGGAGGUCCAUACACCAGCAUAUUGGACGGCCGGAUUAUCAAGUGGCUACAAAAUGAACGGCGGUGGAUUGGUUUUGCUGUGACCUCUCUGCAUAGAAACUACAUCUCUGUGAUAGUUAGCGGCGACAAAACAAGAAGGCUAAUGAAAUAUGAUCCAAAAAGCAUGAAAACAACAGUUCUUCUUGAAAACCUCACAUUUCCAAACGGAAUAGCACUAAGCAAAGAUGGUGAUUUCAUUCUCGUUGUUGCAGACACCACUAAUUGCAAAAUCUUGAGAUUGUGGCUCAAAUCAUCAAAACCCGGACUAGUUGAAGAUUUUGCCCAUCUCCCGGGAUUUCUAGACAACAUUAGGAGGAACCUCAAGGGAAAGUUUUAGGUUGCAAUUUCAUGCGAAGAGAGGGAAGAUUUUGAAAUUGCUUCUGUCAUAUCAUUGGGUAGGAAAUAGUUUGAUUAAAUUUCCUUUUGACAUUACAAAAUUAUAUUCAUAUUUUCCAAAAUGGAGAGUGUGUGGAUUGGCAUUGAGGAUGGGGAAGUGUUGGAAAUGUUGGAAGAUAAAAGAAGAAAUGAAUGGAAAUUUGUUAGUGAAGUUGAAGAGAUAAAUGGAAGUUUGUGGAUUGGAUCUAUAAGGAUGCCUUUUCUAGGGAUACAAGAAAGAGUUCUAUGAAGAGAUGAAUUAUUUGUAUAAGGAGGAAGUAGAAAUCAAAACUCUACUAAUACCACGUAUAAGUUGAGAAA
Camellia sinensis is the source of this 1100-nucleotide messenger RNA. The record is from RefSeq and is a predicted model, not a curated record. Lineage: Eukaryota; Viridiplantae; Streptophyta; Magnoliopsida; Ericales; Theaceae.